AUGGGCUCUUCUUUUGCUUUGAUUUUGAUGAUAUUUUCCUGGGCGUUAUCUACAUUUCUGGGAUCUGAUGCUCAGAGUGUGAAAUCAGCUCAUGUUCUUGACCUCAUCAUAAGGGAUCACACAUUCAAGACACUGGAAAAGGACUUGAGGACAGGAACAGCACAAUCAGUGAACUUGCCUUCAAAUCUUUCCGGCAUUGGAGUUGAUGCUGUGAGAUUUAGAUGUGGCAGUUUGAGAAGGUAUGGUGCACACUUAAAGGAGUUCCAUUUAGGUGUUGGUGUAACUGUGCAUCCAUGUAUUGAGAGGGUCAUGUUGAUCAGACAAAACAUGGGGUAUAAUUGGUCUUCUAUAUACUAUGCUAACUAUGAUCUAUCUGGGUAUCAACUUGUGUCUCCAAUUGUGGGACUCUUAGCUUACAAUGCUGAUGAAGAUGCAAACUCUAGCAACCCUUUUCAACUUGGGAUUGUAGCUGGAGAAAAGCCAAUGACAAUUGAUUUCACCAAUGCCACCAAGUUCAAAAAGGAGGAAGAGGGGGUCAAGCCAUUGUGUGCUAGUUUUGAAGGUGAUGGAAGAAUGACACUGGCAAAAUCAGACCCAUCAACACCACUUAUUUGUGUUGCAAAGAGGCAUGGCCAUUUUGGGUUGGUUGUGGAGUCCCCACCAACAGAUCAGUUCAGGAAUAAGCCCAUAAGUCAGUGGAAAGUGGCUGUUGGGAGUACCAUUGGUGCUGCUUUGGGUGCUUUUCUUUUGGGCCUUCUUCUUGUGGCAAUGCUUGUUAGGGUGAAGAAGAGAUCAAGAAUGGUGGAGAUGGAGAGAAGGGCCUAUGAAGAAGAAGCCCUUCAGGUAUCAAUGGUUGGACAUGUGAGGGCUCCUACUGCUUCUGGCACUCGAACCACACCCAUAAUUGAGCAUGAGUAUAUACAUCAUAUUCCCCGUUGA
Molecule: messenger RNA, 939 nt
Organism: Abrus precatorius (Indian licorice)
Lineage: Eukaryota; Viridiplantae; Streptophyta; Magnoliopsida; Fabales; Fabaceae
Exons: 1
Coding region: 1-939 (312 amino acids)
Cellular component (GO): membrane
Source: RefSeq, a predicted model, not a curated record